This is a messenger RNA of Pelecanus crispus (Dalmatian pelican), 597 nucleotides long. The record is from RefSeq and is a predicted model, not a curated record. NCBI's taxonomy places the organism in Eukaryota, Metazoa, Chordata, Aves, Pelecaniformes, Pelecanidae.
AUCAUUACUAAAUACGUUUAUGAACUACUGCAAAAGGAAUGCCACUUGAAGAAAGUAACUCUCCCAGUUGAUGCAACUGAGAGUGAACCAAAGAGCUUUAUCUUUAUGAGUGAAGAUGCAUUAACAAAUCCUGACAAGCUGUUGGUCCUAAUUCACGGUAAUGGUGUUGUCAGAGCAGGUCAGUGGGCUAGGAGACUUAUAAUUAAUGAAGACCUGGACAGUGGCACCCAGAUACCAUAUAUAAAGAGAGCUACUGAGGAGGGCUAUGGAGUAAUAGUAUUGAAUCCCAAUGAGAACUAUAUUGAAGUGGAGAAGACAAAAGCCCAAGUACAGCUGUCUUCUGAUAGCUCAGAUGAACCUGCAGAAAAGAGGGAAAGAAAAGACAAAAUCCAGAAGGAAACAAAGAAGCGACGUGACUUCUAUGAAAAGUAUCGAAAUCCACAAAAAGAAAAAGAAACUAUGCAGAUGUAUAUUAGAGAUAAUGGAUCCCCUGAAGAACAUGCAAUUUAUGUUUGGGACCAUUUUAUUUCCCAGUCAGCUGCAGAGAACGUGUUUUUUGUUGCUCACAGUUAUGGUGGACUUGCCUUUGUAGAGUUG